UAAACCUAUAAAGCCAAAUAUGGAACCAGGGAUCUCCAACCAGUCAUUCAUUUUCUCCUACACUGACUUUACUCUCUUGGGUUUCCCUGGGAUAUCUCGAUGGAGGCCCCUCCUGGCAAUCCCAUUCUUUUCCGUCUACUUAGUUAUCCUGAGUGGGAAUUCUCUCAUCAUCUGCCUCAUCUGCAUUAAGAUGACCCUCCAUUCCCCCAUGUAUUUGCUCAUCUCUGUGCUCUUUGCCAUAAAUAUCACAAUUUCUACUGCCAUAUUGCCAAAAUUCCUCCUAGACUUGUUAUUCCAUCUCAACCAAGUUUCCCUGACUGGCUGUCUUCUGCAGAUGUUUGUUAUCUACUUCAUGUCAGUGUGUGAGUCUGGUGCUAUGGUAUUAAUGUCCUUAGACAGAUACGUAGCAAUCUGUAGGCCACUGCAUUACCAUAACAUCAUGACAAAGAGGUUCCUGGCCUGGCUCACAGUCAUUAUAAUCAUUCGGAACUGUUUCCUUAUCUGCCCACUGAUCAUCCUUAUCUCUAUGGUCCAGUUCUGCAGGUCGAACAUCAUCCUAAACUUUACAUGUGAAAACAUGGCGCUUCUCAGUCUUGGAUGUGGAGACACCACCAAACCACAGAUUGCUGGGCUGAUUGCGCGAACGAUUGCGAUUGUGCUUGAUAUAAGCCUCCUCUUGAUUUCCUACUCAAAAAUACUCUACACAGCCAUGAAAACUGCCACUGGGAAGUCUCGCCAGAAAGCACUGAGCACAUGUGGGACCCACUUGUUGGUGGCAACGUUGGCCUACAUGAGUGCAUUGUCAUCAUCUGCUGUCUACAGAAUGGAAACAACUCUUUCAAUAGAUGUUAAGAAUCUCUUCACUGCACUGUACCUAAUUCUCCCAGCCUCCUUAAAUCCCUUUAUAUAUGGCCUGUGGGUCUCAGAAAUCAGAAAGAGUCUGGUUAAAUACUGGAGAAAAAAGUUGGUUUCAUCAUGA
Xenopus tropicalis (tropical clawed frog) is the source of this 979-nucleotide messenger RNA. It is a transcript of the gene or55f1c, whose product is annotated as olfactory receptor family 55 subfamily F member 1C. The record is from RefSeq and is a predicted model, not a curated record. The transcript has a single exon. Gene Ontology annotation, cellular component: membrane; plasma membrane. Gene Ontology annotation, molecular function: G protein-coupled receptor activity; olfactory receptor activity. NCBI's taxonomy places the organism in Eukaryota, Metazoa, Chordata, Amphibia, Anura, Pipidae. Gene Ontology annotation, biological process: signal transduction; G protein-coupled receptor signaling pathway; detection of chemical stimulus involved in sensory perception of smell. Bases 20 to 979 code for a protein of 319 amino acids.